Messenger RNA from Hydractinia symbiolongicarpus, 3310 nucleotides. Its product is annotated as tyrosine-protein kinase HTK16-like. Gene Ontology annotation, biological process: cell surface receptor protein tyrosine kinase signaling pathway; cell differentiation; innate immune response. Bases 150 to 2438 code for a protein of 762 amino acids. The record is from RefSeq and is a predicted model, not a curated record. Lineage: Eukaryota; Metazoa; Cnidaria; Hydrozoa; Anthoathecata; Hydractiniidae. Gene Ontology annotation, molecular function: signaling receptor binding; non-membrane spanning protein tyrosine kinase activity; ATP binding. The transcript has 13 exons. Gene Ontology annotation, cellular component: extrinsic component of cytoplasmic side of plasma membrane.
CUGUUUUUGUUAUUUUUUCAGGUGCAAAAAUUAAAAAAUAAAACAGAAAAAGCAAUGGAAAUCCAGCAAAUAUAUUAUACAUAAUAUUGUAGUAUAUAUUAAUGAUUUAGGUUAGUCAUUUGACUAUCGUGUAAAUCCUGCAGACUAAAAUGACAUAUAACAAUGGGUCAUUACUGUGGUAUCAUGGAAAAAUAUCAAGGGAAGUAGCGACACAAACAUUAUCACGAAAUGGUACUGGAAGGGAUGGUUGCUACUUAAUACGAGAUUGCAGCAGUGCCCCAGGAGAUUAUGUAUUAUCAUUGUGGAAUAAAAAUCAGGUUAUGCAUUUUCAGGUGCAUUGUUUAGGAGACAAUAAAUUUUCUAUUGAUGAUGGACCAAUUUUUAACGGUUUAGACUCGUUGACUGCUCAUUAUAGAACUAAUCCCGAUGGACUGCCUUGUAAGUUAACAAGUUUUUGUCAAGGCCGGAUGCCCCCAUUGAACACAUUAAAAUAUGGCAAAGAAACAAAACUUCACACGUUAUGUGCUAAAAAAGACCACAAUGCUAUUAGACAGUUACUACAGAAUCCAGAGGUAAAGCGGGAUAUAAACUCUAGAAAUAUGCAAGGUGAUACUGCAUUGCACAUAGCAUGCAAUCUUCAUGAUGACAAGACAGUCUCGUUGUUACUUUAUGCUGGUGCUAGCACUGCCGUUUCAGAUAGCCUUGGAAAAACUCCUAUUCAGAUUGUUUGUACUAAUGGCUAUGCAUCAACACUAAACAUGCUCAUAUCUCAAGGACAUGCUGAUUUUCAUGAAAGAAGCCCAUCCAAUGGUUGGGUACCUUUGCACGAUGUGUCAAUGCGUAAUUUUCUAGACUGUGUUAAAGUUUUACUGUCAUUUAAUGCAUCAAUACAUCCUCGGACGUUGGAUGGAGACACGCCUCGUGAUUUGGCAUUAAGAUACAACAACUAUGAUAUUGUUGACUUUUUUGAUAACUAUCCUGUCCCAGCCCCGAAGACUACAAGCUCACAAUGGCUGCAUCAGAAUUUGGACAGAAAUGGGGCUGUUAUCCAACUGGACCAUGCAGGUCUACAAGAUGGUUUGUUUCUGAUCAGAAGUAGUAUCACAUGCCAUGGUUAUUAUGUUUUGUCUCUCGUAUUCGAAAUGAAAGUUUAUCACUUCAAAAUACAAAGUAGAGCUGAUCGUUGGUUUUAUAUUGAUGAUGGACCUUUAUUUGAGACGUUGCCGCAUUUGGUUGAUCAUUACAUACAAUAUUCAGAUGGCCUACCAACUGUUUUGAAAAAACCUGUUGGAAUUCACUCUACUGGUCCUCCACUAAAGCUUCCACCAAGACCUGCUCCAAAAGAUCCACAUCCUCAGUUACCAAUUAGUCGUGAUGUUGAAGGAUCUUUCAAUAAAACCAAACCAUUACACUCUCCGAAACCACCACUUCCGACACCAGCAGGGCGUCCACCUGCUCCAUCUCCUCACCCAUCUGGUCCAGCCCCAGUUCCUGCAUCUAGACCUGGCAGCAUGAAAUCGGCUCCACUUCCGGCUGUUCCUGUAGCACAGCCAAAGCCAGUUGCAAAACAACAAAGUUCUGUGCAACAAACCAUGAUACCUCGCGAGUCGUUAGAAUUAGGACAGGAACUUGGUGUAGGAGAAUUUGGGUCUGUGUUAAAAGGAGUUUGGACAAGUCCUGAUGGUGAAAAGAUAUCAGUUGCUUUGAAAACACUUCAUCAAGAUAAAUUACAACAGGGAGAAAAAGAGUUCCUACGCGAAGCCAGAGUAAUGUCUCAGUUAAAUCAUCCUUGCAUAGUACGUUUACUGGGUGUGUGUCUCGGUCCUCCAAUGAUAUUGGUGCAAGAGCUGAUCACUUUGGGUGCAUUACUGGACCAUUUGAUUGACCACCAACCAGAAAUCCAAGAAGUUGAUUUAAAACUUUGGGCUGCUCAAAUAGCAUCGGGUAUGAUGUAUCUCGAGCACAGAAGAUUCGUACAUCGAGAUUUAGCCACAAGAAAUAUCUUACUUGCUACAAAAAGCCAGGCAAAGAUCAGUGAUUUUGGAUUGUCUCGUGCAGUAGGAGCUGGAAGCGAUUAUUACCAAGCACAGCAAGGUGGAAGAUGGCCUGUAAAAUGGUACGCACCGGAGUCGAUUAAUUAUGGUACGUUUUCACAAAAGUCUGAUGUUUGGAGUUACGGUGUAACGUUGUGGGAGAUGUUUACAUUCGGUGAAUUACCAUAUGGAGAAAUGACGGGAGCUGAGGUAAUAGCGCUAUUGGAACGUGGCCAAAGACUGGAAAAACCCGACGAUUGUCCAGAACAUACUUAUCAGAUCAUGUUGCGUUGUUGGCAUCAAGAACCUGCGCACCGGCCUACAUUUGAAGAACUACACACCAUCUUUUCAACUGAUCCUGAGUAUGAAGAUGCGAGAAAAUACAGAGAAAGGUUGAAAAAAUAAUUCAACAGGUUGAAUGCUCUGUUUCGCAUUUGCCAUAACCUACUGACCUGUUUAACGCCGACUUUUUUUUUGUGUUGAUUUUUGCGACGCGGUUUGGCGGCUUUCUUUUUAUGAGUUUGACGGUGAAAAUCAGAAAUUCAUACCAAUUAGCAGUCGUCAAAUUAUAGACGUUGGCGUAAUAGCGGUUUUCGAGGUCGUGAUUUUGUGGUUUAAUUUAAAAUUAUCGUAACUUUCUUUUUGACGAAUAUCGACUUUGCUUUCUAAGAAGCAGCACUCCCUGUAGAUCGGUUGUUUUUAACAUUUGUCAUUUUAAACACACGCUAGUGUUUGACAAAAGAUUGCGCGAGAAACUUAAUCUAAAUAAAGCACUCAGAAAGCUGCCUAAUAGAUUCGUGUAUAUACUAAGUCUCUGAUGGAAACAAUAAAAGAAGUUUUUGGUCCAUUGAGUGGUCGUUUUUUUAGACACAGUGAAGGAGGGUGAAAAAAAUUGUUCUAGACAAUGAAAAUUCUGAGAUAAGGAGAUUUCUAGCAUUCCCUGUUCAAGUUUAACUAAUAAAUUAAUAUUUUUUGUUGUAACCCUCAGAUUUAUACCAAUAAGUCCACCUUGUGAUAAAUGGAGCUUUGAGCGCAGCCGUGGACACCAUUUUUAGUUUUAGUAUCUCCUCUUAUUUGCAUUCACCGAGAUUAAAAAUGCUUCACUCUUCAGUUGUACAUACAUAUUUUCAUUAUUUUUUUUUAAUUUUAAGUAUCUUAUACUUCUGACAAUAAUAUGGAAAAUAUUUUUUAAAUCUUAUUUUUAUAACAUGUUUUUUUUUAUUAUUGUAACGUUUAGUUCUAUUUCUUUGCUGGACAAGAUAAAAUGAAAUUGUGUC